AAGCGAUCGCCCAAGAACCACAACACCAUAUACCGGACACCUGACCGCGUCCUCCGCCGUGCUUGUUGCGCCUAUUGUUCUGACUAGCCACGCAAAGCCAUUUUCGCGAUACACCUACCGCCGGUCGCGCGCGCCUCCCGAUACCGGUGCUUGCGCGCAACAGCUCGUCCCGGCAGCCCAAGCGACUGGCUUAUUCUGGCACAUCUGUAGAAUCGCGUGGGCUCCCGGAGACGACCAUCUAUACUGCGGAUAGCCGCAUGAUGUGCCUGGUACACGGAGUAUGACUUCCAGCCAGACACGUUCAGCUGCUACUCCGUCCUCUCCAGUGUCGAGCCGGUCGUUUCUCUCUCGGCUCAAAUCGCCAUUGACAUCCAAAUCUCGCAACUACACCGAAUUCUAUAUUCAAUCAGAUGAUCCCCAUCGCCAUUACACGCCGGGGGACAUCAUUAGUGGGACUGUCAUUAUCAAGAUCGUCAAACCCCUGAGAAUCACUCAUUUGGUCGUAUCUUUGCACGGUUAUGCGCAGGUUUUCAAGAACCCAAAUACUCCCGGAGAUGCUUACAAGAACUACUGCUCAACAGUCGGCUCUGGGAGAGGAAAAAAGGCAGUGAGUUAUUUUGGCAAUGGAUUCGUUUCGCUGUUCGAGGACGAGGUUGUGCUUUGCGGCGAGGGAAGACUGGCUGAGGGUGUAUACCACUUCAACUUCGAACUCGAGUUCCCCUCCAAAGGCUUACCCAGCAGUAUUGACUUCGAGCGUGGAACGAUAUCUUACAUGCUCAAUGCCACCUUGACACGCCCCACGACCAUGUCGCCGACUGCGUCAUGCGACACAAAGGUCUACCUCACCGAUUCGAUCGACAUCGCACCCGUACCGCAGCUGAAGCCCCGUGUCAUUUCCUUGGAACCCAUAUCUAGACGAACACGCGCUAGAUCGACGCGGAAAAGGCCAAUAGAGGAAACGCCACAUACACCUUCUGGUUCGGAGCCUCAGCCAGUGGGGCCCGCCUUAGAAGCAACCAAGAUCAUCGAUGAGACGGAGGGUCCACGGAGCCCCUCGCCUAGCGAUGUGAGCUACGAGAGUCAAAGGAGUAGUGGAAACGCUUCCGGAACGGAGUACGGCAUUCGCUCGAUCAACACGGCUACAGAUGGAUCAAACUCACAAAAUGGAAGUCGAGCGACGCUGAAAGGAAAGACAAUCACAGCCACGAUCGACGUACUCAAGGGCGGCUUUCUCAGAGGCGACCAAAUACCGAUCAAAGUGACUGUGAACCAUACGAAGCAUAUACGAAGCUUGAAAGGUAUCAUCAUCACGUUGUAUCGUCAAGCAAGAGUUGACAUGCAUCCUGCACUGCCUGUCGUACCAAAUAGCAAAGGCGACAAGACCAAGUCAGAAGAUUACUAUCCGAAAUCGAGGACUGGCCUAGGAGGCCUGUCCCUCUCAUCAGCUGGAUCCAGUCAUUUGUUCCGAAAGGAUCUAUGCCAAUCGUUUGCACCACUUUUCGUCGAUCCCAGAACGCUAAUGGCCGAGGUGAAGUGUGCGGUGCGCGUACCGGAUGAGGCGUUUCCCACAAUAUCAAACGUACCGGGAGCAAUGAUAUCCUUCAAGUACUAUGUCGAGGUCGUUGUAGAUAUACAAGGCAAGCUCACAGGCCUCGACCGAAUGGUGUCCAACGCUGGGCUUGUCAAUCUGCCUUCUGCAGCUGGAGGCACCUCUGCCAUGACACGUGACGAUGCUAGCGGCAGUAUGUUCUCGACCUGGGGAGGCAACUUUGUCGACACCGAUCAGAUUCGCCGCGAGAAGGGCAUCAUCUCUGCUUUAUUCGAAGUUGUUAUCGGUACUAGAGACAGCGACAGGAACGGCAAGAAGAAACAGAUACAGGAACAGCCGGCUGAUGACAAUGGCGCCUACGGAGGAUACAACGAUGAGCAGGGCUACGAUCAGUACUACUACGAGCAGGACGAGAAUGGGCAAUAUUACGACUACAAUUUCGAUCCAACAUAUGACGACGUCCCGGGAUACGAACAGCAUAGCGCAGGCAGGGCACCAGUGUUCCCUGUGCCUGCAGUUGUUCCUCAAGAAGAGCAAGGGAUAUCAGAGAAAGAACGGUUGCGACGAGCAGAAGAACGCUUACUACCUUCUCAACCGCCGGAUGCUGCUGGAUCAUCCACGCCUUCAGAGGGUGCUCAAUAUGGCAUACCGGCGUCAGCGCCUGUGCUGCCAGAAGAGGAUGAUCCAAACCCUCCCUACGUCGCAGUAGCUUCAUCGUCUUCGAUGCCAGCCCAUCCUCCGCCCCCAUUCCGUGCGACAUCUUCGCCAAUGUUGUCGUCACGCAUGACGUCAUCACCGUCGUUACAACGUCGUGUUACGAACAUUACAGAUGACGAGACGAGAACUAUUCGAACCGAGUCCUCGCAUACCAUACAUCCCAGUCGAUCAGAGCCACCCAUUAAUGGAGAAGAUAACGACCCAUCAAAACCACUGCCGCCAUUACCACCCCAAUCGCCCCAUAUGGCACAAGGCUCCGCACCAGAGUACGUCGCUGGUUCAUCAUCACAUGUUGAACCUACCGAUGACAAGCAGGAAAUGCAGCGACGUAGACUGGAAAUGGAAAGAAGUGCACCGCCCACGGAUCAUGAUGAAGAUGGAGAGUCCUCACAUGCUCCUUCAGCGCCACCAAUCGAUAGAAUGCGGAGCGUACAAUUGGUACCCUCGGCGCCUGCGCUGAACGACGAAGACGAAGAUCUCGUGGGCGCUGUACGCCCAGGUCGAAGUACGCAGGGCGCACCACAAGAUAGUAGGCGGCAAAGCGAAGCCUUGCCGGAGUACCGGAGGUGACAUGCAUGACAAUGGCGUUUGUGGUAUUUCAGGCGCGACCAUGCAUAGAUAUGAGCGUUGCGCACAGCGGAAACUUACGCGGGAAUCUUUUCAACAUGCAAGUUUACAGGAACUAGCUGGUUGGUCUAUUCUUAUGAUAUCCUUGAAUU
Molecule: messenger RNA, 2985 nt
Organism: Alternaria rosae
Lineage: Eukaryota; Fungi; Ascomycota; Dothideomycetes; Pleosporales; Pleosporaceae
Exons: 2
Coding region: 281-2836 (851 amino acids)
Biological process (GO): ubiquitin-dependent endocytosis
Cellular component (GO): cytosol; cytoplasm; plasma membrane
Molecular function (GO): ubiquitin protein ligase binding; protein-macromolecule adaptor activity
Source: RefSeq, a predicted model, not a curated record